UGUCGGCCCGCGCGUCCUGGCGGGGCCCGGCGAGCGGUGGGCGGGGCCGCGGCUCGCGCGGCGGAGAGCGGCGCGCCCCCUCCCCCAGUUCAGAGAGAAGAAAUGAGACUGAAACUUCUGCACCUUCAGAUGAGAUCUUUCCACGCUUUAACAACAAUAUGCCAAUCCCAAAGCUUUAACAAAACUGGAUGCCUGCUAUUAAAGCUGGAUAAUGAAGUUGAAAGAGCAGCUCACAGAACAGCAAAAUCUUGGGAUUUGUGUGCACUGAAACCUGCGUUCCCUUGGUUGACAAGUCAAUGUGUGCGACUCAGGAACCAGCAUUUUGUCCAAGGAUUUCUGUCCACUUUGGAAAGAAAUGUUUAUUGUCAGCGUGGGGAGGAUUUUUUCUCAUCCUGGAGACGUUUGGGGGUGACAAUGAUGGAAAACUACAAGCUCAAUACAGAGUGGAUCAAAAAGCUUAGGAACACGUCAUCAAGAUUUUAUGCAGUUGUGUCAGCUGGUAAAACUGUCCCCAAAGCCAGUAACCAGCCAGUCAAGAGGCCACCAAAGGCACCGAGGACCAAGCAGCCAUCCAGAGCGAACCUGCCGCUCUCUGACAUGGAGAAUCUGAUGCAGUGCACAGCCUUUGCAACAGCAGAUGAGUAUCAUCUUGGUAAUCUGUGUCAUGACCUGACUUCACAUGGAUAUGUUGAAAUAACAAGUUUGCCUAGAGAUGCUGCAAAUGUUUUGGUGGUCAGUACUGAGAAAUCUGCAAAAGAAGAUGAUCCUGGCAUGAUUUUUUUCUUCAGGGAAGGGGCUGUUGUAUUUUGGAAUGUGGAAGAGAAAAGUAUGAAGAAUAUCAUGCGAGUGCUAGAGCAGCAUGAAAUUCAGCCAUACGAAGUUGCACUGGUCCAUUGGGAGAAUGAAGAGCUGAACUAUAGAAUAGGAGAAGGUCAGUCAAAGCUCCAUAAAGGACAAAUCUUGUUAAAUUCUGAGCUGGAUAGUGAUGAAGUUGUUCUGCAGAAAUUUGCCUUUUCAAAUGCUCUUUGUCUUUCUGUGAAGCUAGCUAUUUGGGAAUCAUUACUGGAUAACUUUGUGGAAUCUAUCCAGUCAAUUCCUGAGAUUCUAAAGUCCCGAAGGAAGGUAAAACUCUCUCAUGCAGAUGUGAUGCAGAAAAUUGGAGAACUCUUUGCACUAAGACACCGUAUAAAUCUGAGCUCAGACCUGCUAAUAACACCAGACUUCUACUGGGAUAGAGAAAAACUGGAAGAGCUUUAUGACAAGACUUGCCAGUUUCUCAACAUUAAUCGCAGAGUUAAGGUAAUGAAUGAAAAGCUCCAGCACUGCAUGGAGCUGACAGACCUAAUGCGAAAUCACCUGAAUGAAAAGCACGCGCUGCGCCUUGAGUGGAUGAUAGUAAUACUGAUCACCAUAGAGGUUCUGUUUGAACUUGCAAGGGUAGUUUUCUGAUGACAGAACAAACUCAGGAAGAAGAAAACAGACAAAACAAUAGAAAAGACAAGACUUGGAAAAUUCCGAUCAGAUGCUUCUGGAGAAUGAUGAAGUUGUGUCUCCUGAUAAAUCUCUAAAUCUUCUGCUCAAAUUAAGAAAAAAAUUCAAAUUAGUCUGUGAACAUUAUUCCCAGCCACUGUACUAAUAAUGUUAGAGAGGGCUUAACCUAUGGAUGAAUCUCAUGUGUGCUGACUGUAUUUGGUGAGACUCUACAUCUUUCUCCCUUAACAGUUAAAAUGAUGCUGAAUAAAUGGCUACUUUGUGUAUUUCUGAUAGAUGUUUUCUCUCAUGUUUACCAGCUCACUCUUGGAGAGCUGCAACACUGUCCCAAGCUUGGAGAUGGCAUUACCAUUUGUUCUGGCAUGAUUUUAAUAUAUGUGGCAGAUAUAUUUAACGUUAUGUUCCAUCCCAUCAGAAAGUGGUGUUUAUACACUUGAAUGGGUAGUACUAUUUUCAUUCUUUUUUUACAUUUAGUAUUCAUUUAGAAGGGGAAUCAGUUGAUCCUAGAAGUCACAAGGACCUGUAGCAAAAUGGUAAACUAAAGGAAGAUUCACAGUAUUUCUCUGUCCACCUUAUCAUGCUAUCUGAUUUUCAUCAGUGUAAGUUGCAAGGAGUGAGUUAGCAUAGGGUGAGAUGUCUUAAUUAUCAUCUAAGGUAAAAGUUUCUUCUUUUUUAUUUUUAAUCUGUUCCUAAUCCACAGAGUGCUACUUGAGAGGAUGAACCGAUUUUUUUUCUGAGCAACUUCUUUUUCUAAAUGUAUUUUCAGAAACUGGUACACAACUGCUGUUUUAUCACCUCUUUCAAAUUCACUUUAGUCCAGUGUAUUGAAUAAGGAACAGAACCUAAAGAUUCUGUUAAAAGUUCCCGGAGCAUCGUUAACAAGCCAUGAUGACUAAAUUCUGGCUAAAAAUGCAACUACAGUUGCAGUAGCUUACUGUUCUCUGUUCACCUGAGGGAAUUAUUUCUCAGUGCAAUACUGGACUCCUGUUGAAUACAUCAAAUAGACACAAUGGAGAUAAAAAUAAAGUCAGGCACAGCUAGCAAAAACAUCUGACUACAAACCCAUCCUUUUGCCAUAAAUUGCAAUACAAUGCCAUGGGUGCCUCUGAAGAAUCAGCCGCUGCUCUUAAGUGGAGGCUUUUACCACUGGAAUCAGAACAGAUUGUAACUGGAGGUCUUGGAAUACCUCAAGUUCCUCUUCUCUGAACUGCUGAGAAGGUCUAAACAGUCAGGCCCUGCUCAGGGAAGUGAAUUGGUCAGGACAGCAGGGUGACAAAUACUUGUCACUGUGGAACUGCUCGGCAUCCAUAGCCUGACUUACACAGUGUUGUUGAGAAACAGAACAUUAC
This is a messenger RNA of Melozone crissalis (California towhee), 2840 nucleotides long. RefSeq names its product required for meiotic nuclear division 1 homolog (gene RMND1). Lineage: Eukaryota; Metazoa; Chordata; Aves; Passeriformes; Passerellidae. The record is from RefSeq and is a predicted model, not a curated record. The transcript has 12 exons. The annotation marks the transcript as partial. Gene Ontology annotation, biological process: positive regulation of mitochondrial translation.